AUGAUGAUCGUUAUUCAUCGUAACCGCAUGAUUCUCUAAUUCCUUUCUUUCCACACUCAGGAUUCAGGCGCUUCGUUUCUUCCAUACUGCAGCCUCUGACAAGUCACCAACUCACCUUAAUCCUCUUCCAACACCACCAAAAGCUCCCCAUCCCCCGUUCUUAGCCUGUUCCGUCCACCGUCAGUUCCAAUGACGUGUCGCUCCUCCAUUGGCCAGACCUUCGGCGCAACCCACUCCUACCCCUCAUAACGGCGCCGUCAAAUCCUUCCGUUUCCAGAUUCCCCCGUCACUGUUAAACGGAGUCUGGACCACCACGAUACAACGCACCAUCACUUAAUAAAAUUAAACAUAUAGUGUGCUAAUUACCCAAUCACAACCGUUGAACCCAUUUCGUCAUUAUCACUAUUUUUUUCGUCGUCUCCGUACUACACGCGCCACCAAAUUACACACACACCCCCCCCACACACACACACACUAACACUUUCCCUUCCCCUUCCCCUUCUCUCUCUCUCUCUCUCUCUCUCACAAUUACAUUAACGUAAUCAAAAUAAAUAAGGAAGAAAAAAAGAAACAACGCAGCAUCACCUGAAAAGAGAGAGUGUAAGGAAAGGAAUCGCGGGAGCACGUGGUUGCGUUCGAAGCCAGCAAUGGAGAUUGCUCAGGUCGGUGUGAGGACAAGGGCUCAAGCUGCGUUAGCCAUGGGAGCUGCCACGUCACCUCCAACAACACCUAAGAGAAGGAAGAUAAACAAAGCCAGGAGCAGUAAUGAAGAGCGAAAAUUAUCAACGGCGUCGUCUUCAGCAAUCGUUAAGCUCGGGAGAAGGAGGAGAAGCGCUGCUUCCGUCGUUGAGGCGGUUCUGCCGGAGGCGGCGACGGAGGAAAGGUGCUCUAGCCCUAACUCCGGUGAAUUCCCGGCGUCUUGUUGUUGCAGCAAUGGAUCCGUUGGGCUUGACGAGGAGAGGAUCGAGUUGUCAGAUCUGGAGGUGGAGAGCGCGCAAGUUGAAACAUCUACGUGCAAUUGUGGAGACGAAACUGAAAGGAGAGAGAUGAACCAUGGAGGGCGAGACAAUUCACAAGAGCUGGAGUCAGUGGAAACCGAUUCUCGCCGUCGUCCUUCGUCAACGGCGCAAAACAUGCCAACGGAGUUGGAGCUCGAAGAAUUCUUCGCCGCAGCUGAGAAAGACAUCAAGAAAAGGUUUCAAGAAAAGUAUAACUAUGAUAUUGGGAAUGACGUGCCGUUGGAAGGACGAUACGAGUGGGUUAAAUUGAAGCCAUAGAAGAGGCCGGUAAAAGCAUCACAGCAUUUUUAGCUUAUUGCUCGCACCAUUUCCAACACGCUAUCAAUUAAGCCAACCUCAUGAAGAAAGAAGACACACUAUUACUAUUACUACUGGUGAAUAUGAUCCCGUCUCAACAUGCCACUUUGCUGACUCUAUUCUUACGUUUAGUUUAGGUAUUUUAAUUUCACAUCUUAUCUUCUUCUUCUUCUUUACGCUAGCCAACCAGGAUUCUCUUGUUCUGGAGUACAGCUUUAAUUUAUAUAUGUUCGUCGUGCUUAAGAGUGAAAAAAGAAAAUUCCGAAAUUCAGCUUCGUUUGUUCUUUGUACUACGGGUUAUAUUUUAUAUUAAUGUGCAUAAAUUAUGUUAAUUUCCAGUUAA
This is a messenger RNA of Arachis duranensis, 1659 nucleotides long. Its product is annotated as cyclin-dependent kinase inhibitor 7. Gene Ontology annotation, molecular function: cyclin-dependent protein serine/threonine kinase inhibitor activity. Lineage: Eukaryota; Viridiplantae; Streptophyta; Magnoliopsida; Fabales; Fabaceae. Gene Ontology annotation, biological process: negative regulation of cyclin-dependent protein serine/threonine kinase activity. The record is from RefSeq and is a predicted model, not a curated record. The coding region runs from base 648 to 1277 and encodes 209 amino acids. The transcript has 4 exons. Gene Ontology annotation, cellular component: nucleus.